Messenger RNA from Physeter macrocephalus (sperm whale), 464 nucleotides. Its product is annotated as BET1 homolog. Gene Ontology annotation, molecular function: SNAP receptor activity. The record is from RefSeq and is a predicted model, not a curated record. Gene Ontology annotation, biological process: vesicle fusion with Golgi apparatus; endoplasmic reticulum to Golgi vesicle-mediated transport. NCBI's taxonomy places the organism in Eukaryota, Metazoa, Chordata, Mammalia, Artiodactyla, Physeteridae. Gene Ontology annotation, cellular component: SNARE complex. Bases 48 to 404 code for a protein of 118 amino acids. The transcript has a single exon.
UUCCUACCCACCCCUCCGCCCGCCUUUUCGCCCGCUCCUCUGGCAGGAUGAGGCAUGCGGGCCUGGGUGAAGGAGUACCUCCUGGCAACUAUGGGAACUAUGGCUAUGCUAAUAGUGGUUAUAGGGCCUGUGAAGAAGAAAAUGAGAGACUCACGGAAAGUCUGAGAAACAAAGUAACUGCUACAAAAUCUCUUUCUAUUGAAAUAGGCCAUGAAGUUAAACAUCAAAAUAAAUUAUUAGCUGAAAUGGAUUCACAGUUUGAUGCUACAACUGGACUUCUAGGUAAAACCAUGAGAAAACUGAAGAUUUUAUCCAGAGGGAGCCAACCAAAGCUGCUGUGCUAUAUGAUGCUGUUUUCAUUGUUUGUCAUUUUUGUCAUUUAUUGGAUUAUUAAACUGAGGUGAUGCAAGUAACUGUGCGUUUGGAAUUUGUUCCAACUUAACAGCUUGGAGUACCACUUCAGU